CCCGAGCGCGUGGGGAUGGAGCCGGGCGCGGCGCCGGGCCCGAGCGGCUCUUCGACUCGCACCGGUUGCCGACCGACGGGUUCCUGCUGCUGGCGCUGCUGCUCUACGCGCCCGUGGGGCUCUGCCUGCUCGUCCUCCGCCUCUUCAUCGGCCUGCACGUCUUCCUGGUCAGCUGCAUCCUGCCCGACAGCGUCGUGCGGCGGUUUAUUGUACGUGUGAUGUGCUCAGUGCUGGGAUUGUUUGUGCAGCAAAGCGAUCCCCAGCUUCGCGACGUCAGUGUGCAGGUGUACAUUGCCAACCACGUGACACAAUUCGACCACAAUGUCAUCAACCUCCUGACCUCAUGUAAUACGCCUGCGUUGAAUGGUGCUCCUGGCUUCAUCUGCUGGUCACGGGGGUUCAUGGAGUUGGGAGUGACAGGCAGCCGAGCAGAGCUGGUGGAUUCCCUGAAGGCGUAUUCGUCGCACAGAGAGAACCCGCCGCUGCUGCUCUUCCCAGAGGAGGCUGCCACCAACGGCCGGGCCGGCUUGCUCCGCUUCAGCUCUUGGCCGUUCUCGAUCUUGGAUGUGGUGCAGCCAGUUGCCCUACAGGUUCAGAGGCCUUUGAUCACCGUGAGUGUGGCUGACUCCUCCUGGAUUACAGAGCUGCUCUGGACCUUCUUUGUUCCCUUCACAGUUUAUCAAGUAAGGUGGAUGCCGUCUGUCCCCAGACGAGCUGAAGAACUGAGUGAGGAUUUUGCGCUCCGAGUUCAGGAGCUCUUGGCCAUGGAGCUGGGUGUGGUAUCCACACGGCUCACUGCAGCAGAUAAAGCUGAACACAUGAAGAGGCUGAGACACACGUCGCUUCUCCGCUUUGCCCCAGCCUCGAGCCAGCCUUUGGCAGCCAGGCCCACGUUGCCUUCCAGCCUGCCUGGCGUUGGGUCCUUUGCUCCUGAGGAUGUGCGGAUCACAGCAAUGGCUCAGCGGGUCAAGGAGGUGCUGCCUCAUGUGCCUCUGGAGGUCAUCAGGACAGACCUGGCCCAAACAAACUGCGUGGACACCACCAUUGCCAACUUGCUGGAGGGGAGAGCGCCCUUCUUCCCUGAAAGUGAGGCUGGUGCUGACCUGCCUGCCCCGUCUACCUCCCAGGCUGCAGCUGCUUCUGGCAUCCAGGGCUCCGUAGCUGUGCCUUCUUCCAAGCCAGCUACAAAGCAAUUCGCAAAGUCCCCGGUGGAGCGGCAUCUGUCCUUGCAGGAGCGGAAACGAGCGCUGUACGAUUAUGCCAGGAGGAUCUACAUUGGGAAGCGGCUGGCAGCCUCCUCAGCAAACCCGCUGUGAGGAGCCGAGCUCGGCGAGGGACAGGCGGCUCUGCCACUCUGUUCAGCACGGAGGGAGCCCAGGCACCGGUGCAGCCACUCUGCUCGCAGACAUCGUGUUGGUGGCACGAGGCGCCGUCUCUCCGUGUUCCUUCUUUACCCCAGCCUGGGGAGCCAGUCCGUGCCCUCCUUCGUAGCCAGGAACCCGCCGAUGGCAGCUUCCUGCCGCAGGCAGCCCCGGCCCUCCCCUCCCCUGGGUGUGGGUUUGGGUUCCUGCUGUUUAAUACAGAAGACUGUAAAUGUGGCUCCUGAGCCUGCAACGCCACGGGGAAAUAAAAAGCCCGGCACAGCCCCGCAGGCAGAGUGGCGA
Messenger RNA from Cygnus olor (mute swan), 1664 nucleotides. RefSeq names its product AUP1 lipid droplet regulating VLDL assembly factor (gene AUP1). NCBI's taxonomy places the organism in Eukaryota, Metazoa, Chordata, Aves, Anseriformes, Anatidae. Gene Ontology annotation, molecular function: ubiquitin binding. The record is from RefSeq and is a predicted model, not a curated record. The coding region runs from base 219 to 1316 and encodes 365 amino acids. The transcript is spliced from 12 exons. Gene Ontology annotation, cellular component: membrane.